AUGACUAUAUUUGGUGUCAUGUUAUCAUUUGUGGUUGCAUCAAUUAUUGCUGAUAAAGUUGGUACAAAAUUCGAAUCAACUACUGUUACCAUGCAUAUUUUAGUAUCUAAAUAUCUUGGUGUUAUCAUUGCUGUGUUGGGAAUUUUCUCAUUAGGUAAAGAGAAAUUCGCCAUAAUUUUCCUUGAUUGA
Scheffersomyces coipomensis is the source of this 189-nucleotide messenger RNA. RefSeq lists its product as uncharacterized. Lineage: Eukaryota; Fungi; Ascomycota; Pichiomycetes; Serinales; Debaryomycetaceae. The transcript is spliced from 3 exons. Bases 1 to 189 code for a protein of 62 amino acids. The record is from RefSeq and is a predicted model, not a curated record.